AAGCUAGCCCACCAAUGUUAAGAACCAGACCCGUACUAAAGCUAGUACGAUGGUAUUCCCUACCAAAUAAGCAAUCUACACUUGCAAAAUUCAAAUUCCCCAAUGCAACUUCCACAAUACAAUCCAUAACAAACGACUUACCCACCUAUUUAAACAACCAACAACUCAAAGUCACCUUGCACGGACACAUGAACCGUAAGCCGAGAAUCCGCCCGCAAUUGGGGUUUGCAUUCUUGCGUGAUUCCAACGGCGACGAGGUUCAGUUAUUGGCCACCCCUGAAACGACAGAUGGGUCUGUGUUUAGCCUCAUGGGUAAACUACUCGUCGAAGAUUCAGUUAGUGUUACUGGGUAUGUGCAGUCCAAGGUCCAGCCCAAGGAACAAAGCACCAGCAGUCCAGUAAGUGAUUGGGAGCUUGUCAUUGAAGACUUUCAAAUCUUAAACUCGUCAAAUUCCGAUGCUUCAAAAUUAGACAAGUUGAAACAUUCCAAUCCCAGCGAAUUACCUCCACAAUAUCGAUACUUGCAAUUACGUACGCCAGCAUACCAAAAUGCCUUGCGGAUCCGAAGCAAAGUGGCACAACUAAUCAGGAAUGUAUUCAUUGACAACCAUGACUUUGUCGAAAUUGAAACACCGCUCCUCUUUAAGUCGACGCCUGAAGGUGCCAGAGAGUUUUUAGUGCCCACGAGAAGUUAUAACCUGUUUUAUGCAUUGCCGCAAUCUCCACAACAAUACAAACAAAUCUUGAUGAGUUCCGGCUUUACCAAGUACUUUCAAAUCGCGAAAUGUUUUAGAGAUGAGGAUUUGCGUAGUGAUAGACAGCCCGAGUUUACGCAGAUCGAUAUGGAGAUGAGUUUUAUUAACAGUUCGGAUCAAGUGGGUAUUGUUGUUGAGGAUCUUAUUAACAGCAUUUGGAAUAAGGUGGGAAAUAAAACAACUUAUACCGUAAACAGCGAGGGAUAUUUACAGAAGAUUGUCCACAAACAGGAUAAGUUACAGUUUUCCAAGUUGGACUACGUAACUGCAUUGACGAAAUAUGGAAUUGAUAAACCUGACUUGAGAUCAAAUUUGUCAUUCACCAGUCUUGAAAAGUUCUUCACUGCCAAGGAGAAUCUGGAAUUUCCUGUCCUAGAACUUUGUGUGUUGAAACAAGCAUUUAAUCCUGAGCACAAGUACAAAUUACCAAAACUGUUUACCGAUGACAUUUCAUUCAAGCUGAGAAAGCCAUAUGUCUGGCCCGUUAAAGAUGACCGUAUAGUUACAUCAUGGUAUACCAAACUAAUCGAUGCUGGUGUAAUCAUCCCUACUGAAUCGUUCAAUGAAGAAGAGUUGGUGCGUACGCUUAACUUACAGCCCGGUGACAUAUUUGCCGUAUCUACUCGUGCUGAAUUCCCCUAUGAGAAUCCAACUCCAUUGGGCAGAUUCAGACAAUUGGCCAUGCAGGAAUUCCCCAACAAGUGGCAUCGUCCUAUUGUUCAACCUGAUGGAACAUUACUUGAAAAGUACGAUUUUGAUGAUGUAAUUGUUGGAUCAUGGGUGGUUGAUUUCCCAUUAUUCAAUCCUAAGGAAGUCCAGUCAGAAGACAAGUAUCCAAGGUAUGAUUACACCCAGUUUGAAUCAACACAUCAUCCAUUCACCAUGGCAAAACUUGAAGAUUAUGAUUUGUUGUCAAGUGAGCCAUUAAAAGUACGUGGUGAGCAUUAUGAUUUAGUCAUCAAUGGAGUUGAAAUCGGUGGUGGAUCCCGAAGAAUUCAUGAUCCAGAAUUACAAACGUACAUCUUUAAAGAAAUUUUGCAAAUUACAAACUAUCAAGCUUUGUUUGGACAUUUAUUAAAAGCUUUAAGUAUGGGCUGUCCCCCACAUGCUGGGUUAGCUUUGGGUUUCGAUAGAUUGUGUGCCAUGUUGAUUGGAUCAAACACAAUUAGAGAUGUGAUUGCCUUUCCUAAGAAUCAAUCUGGUGUUGACCCCGUAGUUGAAAGUCCAACCGGAGUUAGUGAAAAAGUAUUGAAUGAAUACUUUAUUACAACUAAGCAAUGAACUGUAUAUAAUUUUACCUGUAUAUAAAUAUAGAAUCAACGUCUUCUUCCUCUAAGCUUCUGUUUCUUUUCAUGAGUAGAACCAAGUUCUUGUUCCAACUUACGUUUAGCGUAUCCACUUUCGGCGCGUUCUGCUUCCUCUUCCUUUCUCUUCUUUUCUUCAGCCAACUUCUCCAACUUCAAUUCGAUUGGUUUCUUGGUUCUUUCUUCGGUUUCGCCAAAGUAUUCAGUUUCUUGUUGUUUAACGAGGGACUUCCAGUCGUACUUCUUUCUCGUGAAUAAUUCCAUGGACCAAUUCUUCCAUACUAAUCGUCCGUAUGUGCUCUCCUUGACUUUCUUUGAUUCGCUGAGUAACUCACUGGCGAUUCUAUCCUUGUACAUUGGCAACAAAAUCGUGAACUUCCAUAAAGUAUCGACAAUAUGGGAACCAUAUGAAUUACAACUCAACUCGACGAUUUUUCCUUGGAAGAUAUUCAACAAUCUCUUUCUGAGAAUGAGGGUAGGCUUGGGCUCACCUUCCAGUGCAGGAAUAACUACCAAGGAUUGUUCAACAACGUGGGAAAACACACCGUGGAAACACAUUUGGAUGAAUUUUUCAAUGGGUAAAGCCAUGAAAUUCAACCACACACAAACGACGAAUUUGUAAUCGUACUCCAUAAGCUUUUCGAGAAAGAGUGAUCUCUUUCUUUCCUCAGCAGUGGGCCAGUCCCCGCGUGUGUUACCCAAAGUAGAGCCGGUUAACUGAAGAACAUUCUCGAGGAACUCGGUGGAACUUUCAACUGGGUUGUCUAAGUUAUAGUUUGGCGCAAACUUUUUGAAUAAUUGUGAGAUAAUCUCAUCACGACGGUAAUUCCCGCGAGAAAUACUGGCGUCGAUUAACUUUUGAGCUAAAUCUAAGUUAUGAGUUUCGGAAACACUAAUCAAGUUUGAGAAUUCUGGAAUGAUUUCAUCAAGAAUGAACUCGACUUCCACAGGCUUCAACUUGAAGAGCAAUGCUUGGAUGAUAUAUACCCCAGUAGUUGACCUAUUGGCCAAUUUCAAUACACGGUCCUUCAUGUAAAGCUUGUAUAAUCGUUCAAUAUAUUUUGGUCUGGCACCAUCAUUCUUAAUCACGGCCUCCAAGAAGUGGGAUCCAACUGGGUCACUCAACAAGUACUCGACAAAUGCUUCUUCAGUUCCAUUCUUGUCUUCAUUAUCCUUACAGAAAAUCAAAUGCCAGAAUGUUCUUUCUCGAUCAACCAAUCCUUCCACUUGCACCAAGAGUUGCAACACGGGAGAAGCAACUUUAUCAAUACACAACUCCCUGGCCCGCUUCAUAUCCACGUCCUUAGCUAUAAUACUGGAAUACUCGCGCAACUCGUUCUUGAAUGAAGGUGGUGUCGAGUAUGCACUGUUGAAAUCCUCAUUAUCCUUAAUCUCGAUCAUCUUUCUGGCGAUCUUGGACUUCUUAGAUCUUAAGAU
Messenger RNA from Spathaspora passalidarum NRRL Y-27907, 3496 nucleotides. Its product is annotated as aspartate--tRNA ligase. The transcript has a single exon. The record is from RefSeq and is a predicted model, not a curated record. Lineage: Eukaryota; Fungi; Ascomycota; Pichiomycetes; Serinales; Debaryomycetaceae. Gene Ontology annotation, biological process: aspartyl-tRNA aminoacylation. Gene Ontology annotation, cellular component: cytoplasm; mitochondrion. The coding region runs from base 15 to 2036 and encodes 673 amino acids. Gene Ontology annotation, molecular function: ATP binding; aspartate-tRNA ligase activity.